This is a messenger RNA of Nothobranchius furzeri (turquoise killifish), 5966 nucleotides long. It is a transcript of the gene kdm4c, whose product is annotated as lysine (K)-specific demethylase 4C. Gene Ontology annotation, molecular function: histone H3K9 demethylase activity. Gene Ontology annotation, cellular component: nucleus; chromatin. The record is from RefSeq and is a predicted model, not a curated record. Lineage: Eukaryota; Metazoa; Chordata; Actinopteri; Cyprinodontiformes; Nothobranchiidae. Gene Ontology annotation, biological process: regulation of gene expression; chromatin remodeling.
UGUAUGUGGUUGCGGUGGUAGCGUUUCACACCCAGAGAGGCGUUCCAGUUUUUGACAAACUAAAGGAUUCGCAGAUCUCACAGCGCGUGGACGGGCCUGCCACACGACGUCCAGAACCACAGCUGGCUCGCACACAUGGUGUAGAACGCAGCUACUCUUCGAGGCACGAAGCAGCAGCAGCAGCUGUCAUGUGAAUCAGCUGGACGAACAAGGAAGGAUUAAACAAUACACGACUUCGUCUUUCCAAAUCAAGCUGCAGAGGUGGCAGGAUGGCGGGAGCAGAGGUAUACCCCCCUGCAAAUCCCACCUGCAAGAUUAUGACCUUCAGGCCUACAAUGGAAGAGUUCAAAGACUUCAACCAGUACCUGGUUUAUAUGGAGUCCCAGGGUGCACACCGCGCAGGUCUAGCUAAGGUCAUUCCUCCUAAAGGCUGGAAGCCCCGUCGUACCUACGAUGAUAUCGAUGAUUUGAUGAUCGAUGCUCCCAUUCAGCAGAUGGUUGCCGGCCAGUCGGGGCUCUUCACUCAGUACAACAUCCAGAAGAAACCUCUCAGUGUGCAGGAGUUCAGGCGAUUAGCUAACAGUGACAUGUACUGUACACCUCGUUACCUGAAUUACGAAGAUCUUGAGAGAAAAUACUGGAAGAACCUGACUUUUGUCUCGCCCAUCUACGGUGCGGAUGUCAGUGGCAGUCUCUAUGAUGAGGACAUAGAAGAGUGGAAUAUCGGCCACCUGAACUCCAUCCUGGAUGUUAUUGAGGAGGAUUGUGGCGUUUCCAUACAGGGAGUCAACACUCCUUAUCUGUACUUUGGGAUGUGGAAGACCACCUUCUCCUGGCACACCGAGGAUAUGGACCUCUAUAGCAUCAACUACCUUCACUUUGGAGAGCCCAAAUCCUGGUACGCCAUCCCCCCCGAGCACGGGAAAAGACUGGAGCGUCUGGCUACAGGGUUUUUCCCCAACAGCUUCAAGGGAUGUGAGGCUUUCCUUCGUCACAAAAUGACUCUAAUUUCCCCGUUCAUACUAAAGAAGUAUGGAAUUCCCUUCGAUAAGAUUACUCAGGAAGCUGGAGAGUUUAUGAUCACCUUCCCAUAUGGUUACCACGCUGGUUUCAAUCACGGCUUCAACUGUGCCGAGUCCACCAACUUUGCCACAGUGCGCUGGAUAGACUAUGGAAAGGCGGCCACACAGUGCACUUGCAGCAAAGACAUGGUGAAGAUCUCCAUGGAGCCUUUUGUGAAGCAAUUUCAGCCGGAUCGCUAUGCUAACUGGAUGCUGGGCAAAGGCUCGACCCUUAUUGACCACACUGUUCCCACUCCCAGCACAACACCAGAGCUGCAGAGUUGGCUGCAGAGGCGCCGCAAAACCAAGUCAACUAACGAAGGCAGUAGUCACUCUCGUAUGCGCUCUAAGCGCCUCAGGACCACAGAGGAGCCAGUGGACCUAGAUGGUGGCGUGGCAUUGAACUGCAGUAAGAAGAAAGGGCUGGGUGGCCCUUCUAGGUCCAAGGUGAGAAGGUACGCAGCGGGAAUGACGAGCAAAGAUGCGGAGAAGGGGAAGAAGAAGGAAACGGAGUCCAUGCAAAGCCGGAAUCCAAAUUUAUCACAACUUUCUGGGUCUUGCAGACAGAUGUGUGUGGUGAAGGUUAAUCGCGUGGAGAGUAAAGGUUUGGAAUCUGGUAAUGAUGCGUCCCGCACCUCCAGCUCCACCACCUCACCGGUACAAACUGAGCUAAAGUCAGCUGCUGCGGACUCUCAGGACCCUUCUGGGCCCGGGGUCACAGAGGCGAGUCCUGAAGGAUUUACACGAAGUCCUGAGGCUACUCGGAUGCACCCGGGAGUUAAUGAGUCAAGGUGCUGCUCUUCCAUGCCUCAAGACCUCACCUCCAACACAAACAGCUCCCCUGAGGCAGAAAUGGACUCGUGUCCCCCUGAAACGAGAGCUAACGCAACAAGUUCCUCAUCUGAAAACCUACGUUUGAAAGCAGAGAGCAGUAAGCACACGGGUACUGAGAACCACACGAACAGCGCUGGUAAACCAGAGAAGACGGUUGUUGAUCCUACAUGUAUUAAUCCACACUACACCACAGAAGCACUUUAUGAUGUAAGGAGUGAACCAGCAGAGGGCGAUAGUCACACAUUAAAUGGCUCCUUCCAUUCCUCACAACACAGAAGCAGUGUGGUAACAGGCAGCAGUGAAGAAGGUCUUUUGCCUCCACUUUUGCAGAAGACUACUGUUGAUAUGCCACAGCUCACACUAGAGCCAGAGGAUAGGGUCGGGAUUUGUCCUCUACCCCCAGUUCUGACGCAAGAGAUGCCCUCCCUCACCCAUGCAAAUGAUGCCUUUACUGAUUUCCCAAAGUCAACAUCAUGCAGCCACCAAAUUGCACCUGUGCUUCAGAGGGAGACGCCAACCGGGUCUCCAUCCUCUCGUGGAGACGAAGAGGAAGAUGCAAUGUGCUCAACUGAUCCCCGUGCAGUAGAACAUGCUGACGACUGGCGUAAAGAUUCUCCAGUGAAUCCUGAAGAGGCAGCAAUGUCUGGUUUUAAAGGAAACACUGCAAAUUUAGCUCCUGGUGGUUUUCACAAAAUAACCCCUCUUCAUGGCCAUGAGAUGCUUGAAAUGUCCUCAGUUGUUCCAGAAAAGCAUCAAACAAAGCAGGAAAUGAUUACUUCUGGACUGAGUGAUGCUGCCGUCAGCCAGACGGUUGCAACAACGUCUCCUCAGUCCAACAUGUCAGAUAAGCAUCAAGAUGACUCCAAAGACACAGCUCCUAGAGACGAUAUGAGUAGUCUGGGCUGCCCAUUGGCGUCCUACAAUACAAACAAUUGUCUCCUUAACUCUGACCCUUUUCGGUGCACUCAAAAUGACAAUCACCCAGUAUUGCAAGUCAACCACCACACGACACUCUCUUCUUCUUCCCAUUGUUCUUACCAAAAUGCAUACAUAGAGCCCAAACCAUUCUCCAGUAGCAUCUGGAAGAACUUCAGUUCCCAGGGUCCUGCAGUCCUCAUCCAGAGUCUGCACCCAGACCUCUCCCAUGAUUUCUCCCAUGACCCUCUGCCCUACACCAUGUGGACUGAACCUCAGUGCAAACAGGUCACAGACCUGGAAGACCCAGCAAAAGACCUUCAAAGGUCAGAGAAUCAGGAAGACAUAGGUGGGGCCCCCACCUGGGCCCAACUGGAGCCCACCUCUCUACUUUCAGUCUGUGCUAUUGAGCCUCUGGGACUUUGUGAAGAUUACGACUUGCAACGAGACGAAGUGGAUGGGGCUGAGUCUUUAUUGCUCAGCAGGCAAAGGGAAGUGGAGGAAAUGUUGCCUGUUAGGACAGGAGGGGGGGGACAUGAUGGAGAGUCGGAUAUGGAAGAAGGGGAAUCCGAUAGUGAACAGGCAGAGCUACAAAGCAAGGGGCAGAGCAGCAGCGAGUCGUCGUCAUCGGAGGAGGACGAGGAUGAAUUAGACUCAAAUAAGUACGAGUGCGAAGAUCCCGGCCUUGAACCAGGAGAGGUUUGUGCUUACCCGACCCUGUCAGCGAAGAGGACUUCUAAAAGCUGGCGUCAUCCACUCAGGAAACCCACUGCAAGAGCUGUGCCCACUGCUGUCAAGCAACAGGCCACCAGUGAUGAGGAGCCCCCUGAAGCGAGCCUGGCCGAGGAGGAGGAGGAGGGGGAGCGGGAGGUGGAGGCGUGGGCGAAGCCCCUCAUCUACCUUUGGCAGAGCAGGAAGAGCUGCUUCACAGCAGAGAGGGAGUACAAUGCUCAGGCUGCCACCAUGCAGCCAUACUGUGCUGUGUGCACGCUUUUCAUGCCGUAUUAUCAGGCUGAUGACAGGGCUGAGGACACUAAAGCCGUCACAGCGAAGGACACCUCCAAAUCUUCUCCUCUGGUGGCAGGCUUCACACCUCCCUGUGGAGGGCUGAGGAGGACAAAGCCCCUGAUCCCAGAGAUCUGCUUCUCUUUCCGAGAGCAGAACUGCCCUCCGACUCCUACGAACCCGCUGCUGCAGGAAGAUGGCACAUCUCCUCUCCUCUACUGCCAGGGCUGCUGCCUGCAGGUCCACGCAAGUUGCUACGGUGUUGCUGCAGAUGACAUCAGCGAGCAGUGGUCAUGUGAUCGCUGUUUGGAGGGAAGCUUUACAGCAGAAUGCUGUCUCUGUAACCUCAGAGGUGGAGCUUUGAAGAAAACCCAAAACAACAAAUGGGCCCACGUGAUGUGUGCAGUAGCACUGCCAGAGGCCAGGUUUAGCGACGAAGCCAAGAGGACUCCCAUUGACACCAGCAGGAUCCCCAUGCAGAGAUACAAACUGAAGUGCAUCUAUUGUCGUAACCGCAGCUCUGUGAAGCGGCAGGCAGGUGCUUGUAUCCAGUGCUCAUGCGGCCGGUGUCCCACCUCCUUUCACGUGACCUGUGCCCAUGCCGCCGGUGUUGUCAUGGAGCCGGACGAUUGGCCCUAUGUUGUGUCAGUCACCUGUCAUAGACACCAAUCACGGAGUUCGUCAGCUAGUCAGAGAGCAUGCCAAACGUCCAUCUCCCUGGGUCAGACGGUGAUCUGCAAACACAAGAACCUGCGCUACUACAGCUCCAAAGUCACCCAGAUCACCUCCCAGACGUUCUACGAGGUCAUGUUUGAUGACGGCUCUUUCUCUAAUGAUACCUACCCCGAGGAUAUCGUGAGCAGAGAUUGUGUGAACCUGGGUUCUCCAGACGUUGGGGAAGCUGUUCAAGUAAAAUGGCCUGAUGGGCUGUUCUAUGGUGCUAAAUACCUGGGGUUCAACGUGUCUUACAUGUACCAGGUGGAGUUUGAAGACGGUUCUCAGGUGCUGGCAAAAAGGGAAGACGUCUACACUUUAGAUGAAGAUCUCCCUAAAAAGGUGAAGCGUAGACUUUCAACAGCAUCAAGUAUGCGUUUUCAGGAUGCUUUCUUCACCACACAGGGGGAGAGGAAAAGACAGAGGACUCCAAAUUCACGCUUUCAGAAUGACUAUGUGGCCCUGCCAGGCCUCCGUACAACUGCCAAAGGCACAUGGGAGGAGCACAGCCACAAGGAGAAAUGAAAACUUGGAGGAAACUCAAAGACUAAUGAAUGCACUGAAAUAACGGGGGAUGUUGAGGAGAGUUUUGUUGUGCUUGUAAGUUUUUUGGAUCUGCUUCCAUUUCAAUGGGCCACACAGCUUUCCUGUGCAAAGAUCAGAAGAAGUGAUGAAAGGUUUUGAAAGGGAGCAAGUGGUUUUGGUUUGGGUGAGUGGUUGGCAUGACGGGCCGGAGAGGAAUUCUGAUCGCACCCCUUUGGAGUGGGUGAAAAGUGGGCAUGCUGCCCCACAUCCAUCAGGGAAAAUGAACAGGACAGAAUAGUCACGUAACCUUUUUUCAGAUGACUAAUUCUUUCUUUGUACAUGAAGGAUUUAAAAGUGACAUUUUUCUAAAUAGCUCAUUUAUGGUAGAAUAUUUUGGGAAAUUCUUUCGUUUCUGUUACUGAUUUUGAUUAUUUCUUUUUUUUUUUUUUGCUUGUAUUAUUUUCCUGUUUUUAUGUUUUCAUUGCAUGUUAAACACUGUCUCCUAACUGCUUCCGCUGGGAUAAGUCCAAUGACACUACAGUGGCUUCCUUUCUGCAUUUUAGCAGAUUUUAAUUGCUAAAGUUGGACAUUUAUGGAUUAUAUAAUUUGACACUGAAACCAGUAAAGAAGUAAUGGGUUUAAUCCUUUGCAUAAACAUUCAGACAGGAAGCCAUAACCUUGGAUUGGAUUUUGUGCUCUAUUAACGUGAAAUGCUACUGUCGCUCUAUUGAUUGAAACCAUGUUGAAAUAAUUUAAAAUUUGUAUUUAUUUUUGCUUUGCUGAAGUUGAAAACUAUUGCUAACUGCUGUAUGAAAAAAUAUAAAAUUACAAGUUUAUUUUUUUUUCAUUGAAUUGUCAUUUAACUCAAAUUCAAUCAGUAAAAAAUAAAUCGGUAAUUUUAAGAACCAUAAA